Messenger RNA from Ostrinia nubilalis (European corn borer), 1257 nucleotides. Its product is annotated as mitochondrial S-adenosylmethionine carrier protein-like. The coding region runs from base 233 to 1084 and encodes 283 amino acids. The record is from RefSeq and is a predicted model, not a curated record. Gene Ontology annotation, cellular component: mitochondrial inner membrane. Gene Ontology annotation, molecular function: S-adenosyl-L-methionine transmembrane transporter activity. The transcript has 7 exons. NCBI's taxonomy places the organism in Eukaryota, Metazoa, Arthropoda, Insecta, Lepidoptera, Crambidae.
UUCAUUCAUCAAAUAUGGCGUCAUUGGGUGAAUUUUAUCUUGCAGAGAUUUCCGCCAGUAUAAUUAAAUUAUGGUUUUUCAGUCAUAUUUCGUGAUAAAAUGUUAAGUUACGUAAUUGUGAGAUAACUUGAGUGAUAAAAGAGGUUAGGUGUUUCUGUUCUCCUUUAAUUAGUUCGCGCACAAAUCAUAGGUUAGGUUAUUAGCAAUUACUUAAAUUUAGUUAUUAUUUACAAUGGAAUCACCUGUAAAGCCUCAAAAUGUUAAUCGCCCAUUCAUGGCCCCUUUACUGGCCGGUGCUCUUGCCGGUAUUUCUGUGGACGUCACGUUGUACCCGCUGGACACCUUAAAGACUCGUCUGCAGAGCGAGCAAGGUUUCCACAAGGCCGGCGGCUUCAGAGGGGUGUACCGAGGCUUGCUGACAGUGGCAUCGACCUCCAUCCCCACAGCGUCCUUGUUCUUUGUUUCAUAUGAGACAACUAAGAAGUUAUUGCAGCCUCACGUUGAUAAGCAGUAUGCGCCGUUAGUCCACAUGGUGGCAGCCAGUGUCGGGGAAGUGUUGGCCUGUGUAAUCAGAGUUCCUACUGAGAUAGCAAAGCAAAGGAAGCAAACUUAUAUUGGCAGCCAGACAAGGAGUAGUAUAAGGAUAUUAUUAGAGGCUUACAAAUCAGAGGGCCUGCGGCGAGGCGUGUACCGCGGCUUUUUCUCCACUGUGGCCCGGGACCUGCCCUUCAGCUUCAUCGAGCUGCCCGUCUGGGAGUUCCUGAAGACCCUCGUCUCGCACCGCAACGAUGGACAGAUCACCAGCUUCCAGAGCGCGGUGUGUGGUUCUAUCGCAGGCGGGUUCGCUGGAGUCGUGACGACGCCAUUAGACUUGGCGAAGACACGCAUCAUGCUAGCUGAAGACUAUGCCGUCACCAGGAAAUUGAGGAUACGACCGGUGCUCUCCAGUAUUUACUCGGAGUCAGGAGUGAGAGGAUUGUUUGCAGGUGCCACUCCUCGUCUUACCGGCUUCAUGCUAGGCGGUUUCGUGUUCUUCGGAGUGUAUGAUGACGUCAAAACCUUCGUCGAGAACUGGGCCAGCUAGCAUUUGUUCGAUGCCCGGACGCGUCAAUAUGCCUUUGAAGCCACGAUAGCCGAACGGUGAAGGGGUCGGACUGGCCGACUCGUGAUCCGGGGAACGCGGGUUCGGUCCCUGCCGCCGCUCGACUAGUUUGGUGAGCUCACUCGUGAUACAAGCAUAUUUAGCUUAGUACGAGG